CCCAGAGCGCCGCUGGUUUUGGUGAGAUGGAAGCACCCGCUUCAUCCUAUGAAAAGACGAAGCCCACGGAGGCAGCAUCCAGCGGGGCAGGGAGCCUGCGGCAGCGCUUUGAGAACAUGGCGAAGACGGCCGAGGAAGACAACCAGAGAAGGGCCGAGGAAGAGCGAGCACGACGCCAGGCCAAGGAGCACCAGGAGCGCCAGGCGGCCAAAGAGCAACAGAAGAAGGAGGAAAAUGAAGAAAAGCACUUCGAGGCGAUCCAGAGGAACGAAGAACCGAGACAUGAAGACCCAGCCCCAAAACUGCCACCGGGACCUGUGAGAAUUGGCCGAGAGGCCAGCUUGCCCCCUUUGCCUCCGACCCAUCAGCUUGAUGGGCCUGAAACUGAACCCUCUUGUGAGCCUGAAAUGUUCCCUGAUGAAGAGGAUGAUGGGAUUCAGUUUUCUGGGCCUGCUUCUAUGCCUUUCUCUGGGCCUCUUGCAGGCAGUGCACCGGAGGAGUCGCCAAGUCAGUUCUCAUGGGAAAAGAAUGCCAGCAAGUUAGAUAACAACCAGGUGCAGAGGCCUUCUCUUUCACAGCCGUCUCACGCUGAUAGAGAAGAGAGCUUGGAUAGUGAUUUAAUGAGCAGGCAGGAACGUUUAGAUUGGCGGGUCAGGAGGAGUUCACGGAUACCCAGCAAGAAAGAAGCUAGCGUUUCCUGUCUGUCCCGACAGCUCUCCGAAGCACAUACCUGCCCCUUCUGUCGCCGGAAAAUCUGUGGCCACGUGGACAUCGUCAUUGACCCCUUCACGUUUGAGGAGAAGGCCCCCGUGGCGGAGGAAGAGGAGGGUGAUGAAGGGGACUUGGAAGACAUCGAGGCCGUGCUGAAGGAGCUGGUGGCCGCCAGGCAAGCCAAAGAGAUAGCCGCAAACACCGUUUCUGCCACCUGCCCUGAUCCUGGGUUCGAAUUACCUCCAGUUCCCCCUCGGACGAAUCUUCCGCGGCAGAAGGAGAUGCCUUUGCCCAACCCAGACUAUCAGAGUGACCCUUCUUCCGACUGGAUCCGGAGUCGUCCUUUGCCAAGGCUUCCGCCAGAUGGUCCAUCGACAUCGGUCCCUUGGGAUGCCCCAGGACCGUCCCCGCUUUUGGGGGCUCAACAGGAACCCCAAAACCUGAGCCGAUGAGAGACGGACAGGUGAGACGGACAGGGGAAGGGUCCCUUUUUCCAAUCCAUUGAUGAAUCAUUGAAUCAAUAUGGACGAAAGAAGUGUUAUGCCAUCCAUAUUGGACAUCCACACAUUUGCCGAACUGGACUGACGUUUGGAAAUGGAGUAUUGGUUUAUUCAGGACUAAGCUUCCCGUAUCGACAAAGGGAACGAAACGAUAAUCGUCUCCAUUCCUCCCAUAACAUCGUUUCCUGUGCACCUUUAUCUCGCCGUCUCUUGUUUCUUUAUCUCUCCGUCUCCAGACUUCUGGAUAAUGAAGGAUUUGGGGAAAACCGAGGAAAGACCGAAAUCCCUUCCAAGGAAUCCUGUGGAAUAUGAAGGACUUCCAGCCCAAGAGUCAUGUUGGAAGACCUUGAAAGGGCUUAGGUUGUCGGAAGAACCACACCGCAAGGAAGGCAUGCAUGUUGCAAGCAUAGUUUUUAGGAAAUGCAUGCAUUGCAAGGGCCGCAUGGGUUUUGCAAUUGGGAUCACACCAACAUCCAUGUCAUUGCCGUGAAGUAGAGUUCCUCUCCAGGUGGCAUGUGCCGUCAUGAUUUCACUGUCCGCAUUUUCACAUUUUUGUGCAAAAUAAGAAAUAUUAUUAUUAUUUUCUAGAGUAUAACAACUACUUUUAAAGUAAGCACCACACUAUUAAAAAGGAAAUAACACUUUCAA
This is a messenger RNA of Anolis sagrei ordinatus, 1859 nucleotides long. The record is from RefSeq and is a predicted model, not a curated record. NCBI's taxonomy places the organism in Eukaryota, Metazoa, Chordata, Lepidosauria, Squamata, Anolidae.